Molecule: messenger RNA, 1032 nt
Organism: Triticum aestivum (bread wheat)
Lineage: Eukaryota; Viridiplantae; Streptophyta; Magnoliopsida; Poales; Poaceae
Exons: 7
Coding region: 180-869 (229 amino acids)
Source: RefSeq, a predicted model, not a curated record
AGAAAUCCAGCCUCCUUUUUUUGUGCGGAAAUGGGCCCCUACGUAUUAGAUAUCCUGGGGAUGGAUGUUUUAUUCGAAGAACUCCCAGAAAUUGUGAAUCUCGGUGUACAAGAAUCAACACGAAUGCUGAAACAUUGUUUUUUUUGCUGAAGCCCUGGCCUGCAAGCACCGUCGUCUUGAUGGAUGAUGAUGAUUUAAUAGUCAAGGGGCUUCCACAGCUCUCUGCCAUUUGUGUUACCAUUAGCAGAAGGUACAUGGUUGAAGAAGCUAUUAAGCGGAUCCAUGGUACAAUUCAUGCAUUCGAGCUCACCGAUGAUAAUGACGACACAGUAAUGGCAUCAGUGAAAAUUGAUCUCCAGCCCCACAGCCAAAGCAUGUUGCCAACCCAACAGCUGUUCUUUGGAGAAUCAACUCGGUUUGCCAACGAUGCUAUCAAAUCAACAUGUUCUGCUGCUUUGGCCUAUCUGGUAACCAUGGGCAUCAUCACAAUAGACAAUUCCAACUCGACAAGCCUCAAGAAAUGCCAAAGGGAGCUCAAAGCUGAGCAGUUCUGGUCAUCAGUGCUAUUUGAGCGGGCAGAAUCCUUUCAAAAACAGCUCGCCUUUUUGACCGCGACAAAGAAAGGGCCUCAUUCAGAAAGUGACGAUGAUAACACUCCAGCACCCAAAUGUGUAAACGAAUUAGAGGAUGGCCUGAACGACGCCACCAGCUCGCUUCCACCAACCGAAGAAGCAUCAGACAAUGAACCGAAUCACAGGCCCAGCAAGAAAACAAAGCCUCAGUCAAAGACUAAAUGGACAGGUCAAAUGAUACAUAGACGGAGAUCACGCUGGAAUUUUGCCCUCUGUCUAUACCUCAAGUAUCGAUGAUACCUCCGUGCACUAUAACUACCAUGUCCUCUUUAUUCUGUUUAUUCAGCAAAUGAUGGAUUAGACGAGGAUUUAUUCAGACUCAAUCUGUACAACGAUGGAGUAUUCAUGCAGUCUUUUAUUUAAGCUUUCAAAUGAGUGCAUUGGAUGCUGGCUUUGAGCA